UUUCGUUUAAGUCCAGUCGCAAUUUUGAGAAGAUGGCGUCGGUUGGGGAUGCCACCUUAAGCAAACGGUCACGGGUAAAGACAGAACGGAUGCAAGAAUUUGAGAAAUCCCAAGAAGACAAUGUCACUCAGAAAUUGUUAAAGUGUCCCAAAGAUGGUUGUGGCAAAGUCUUCACAAGUGUCCCAGGAUUACGCUAUCAUACAAAGACACAUGUUGAUCCUCACAGAAGAUUUAUUUGCGAAAAAUGUGACAAAAGUUUCAAAAGUGCCAACGGUUUAAAAUACCAUCGUGGCAAAACUAAAGGCUGCUAUGGGACAGGUGGUGGUUUCCAGAACUACAAAACAGAUAAAUCUGCCAGUGAUGCAGAUACGGAUGAUUCUGCUAAUGAGGAUUAUUUGUCCCAAGACACAUCAGCUGAUGAAUCAAUGGCACAACCACUUCAGCAGACAGAAUAUUGUAGAGAAAUAACCUGUGAUUCAGCUGACACAAAAACAAUUAAGACAGAGGGCAACUGUGGGAAGUGCAAGCCUAUGCCUCUAACUUUGUCUUCAGCUGUCUCUCCUCUUGUUAGUAGCCCUACUACAACAACAUGGCCAUCAGUUGAUGAUAAUAACCCAACCACAGAUGUAAACAAACUGCAGCAGUUGGCAAUUAUUGCAACGGGUCCUGAAAGCCCUCUUCUAAAGACAGAAACCACCAGCAUAAAACAUCAACAACCUAGUAGUGCCGAUGGCAGUGAUCCACAAGUCUCAUCCUCAGCCCCAUGUCCAGCUUCACCAGAAGAUUCCAGUAAAGGUAACAGUACUUGGUCUCAUCCCUGGCCUACAACUGUAUGGCAGUGUUUCAUGAAAGGUGUUCAGAUACAAUUUCCAGAGACAAACUGGCAAACUGCUGAAGAACUUGCACGACUUGAACUUCUCUCCAAAUCAGCUUCUUCUUGUGGCAAAGAAGAUAACAAAGACAGCUAUGCUGCAAAAGGCUUACGUCUUGUUUGUAUGACUAAAAUAUAUGAUGGAAAAGAUUCAGAGAACAACGCAUGGCAUCUGAAUUUGAAAAUGUCACCAGAUAUUGACAGCCAGUCUUCAUUGUUGGCUAAAUGUGCACCAGAUCAUCCAUUUUUUGUAUUAGAGAAAGGAUGGUCAUCUUAUAAUCCUGCUGUAACAGUGGAGCAUUAUGGCAUCCCAUGUCGGAAGCUGGAGGAAGAUGAUAUCUGUUUGCCUCCAUUGCACCAUGAUGCUACUUAUACUCAUGAAGUGUUUGAAACACUCCAGCAAAGCUUUGACUUUACCCCAUCAGAUUCAUCUGCUGUUCUUGCACUCAGCUAUAUGGCCAAACAACGUCGAGAUCUUGAAGAAAAUCAAGCUAAAAAACAGCCUGUUGUCAAAACUGACUCUUUAAAAGCCAAACGACCGAUGAAUGGAUUUAUGCUUUUUGCUAAGAAAAACCGAUUGGAAUAUACCCAGAUGUACCCUGGGAGAGAUAACAGGUAAAAGCAACUGUU
Messenger RNA from Octopus bimaculoides (California two-spot octopus), 1501 nucleotides. RefSeq names its product HMG box-containing protein 1. Gene Ontology annotation, cellular component: nucleus. NCBI's taxonomy places the organism in Eukaryota, Metazoa, Mollusca, Cephalopoda, Octopoda, Octopodidae. Gene Ontology annotation, biological process: regulation of transcription by RNA polymerase II. Gene Ontology annotation, molecular function: protein binding; RNA binding; RNA polymerase II cis-regulatory region sequence-specific DNA binding. The record is from RefSeq and is a predicted model, not a curated record.